AUGUUCGUGCAAGUCACCGAGCUCUCCAAGUUCUGGAGGUUGAGCAAGUUGGAUGCAGUUGUUUGGUUGUGCACAUUCCUAGUCACCGUUAUUGUGAACAUCGAUAUCGGGUUGGGUGCCGGAAUAAUAGCGAGCGUUGGGGCGUUAUUCUGUCGCUCUCAAAAGACUUACACGUGUUUACUGGGACGAGUACUAGACACAGACCUAUACCUGGACAUCAAGAGAUAUCGAGCGGCGGAAGAACUUCCUGGAAUCAAAAUUUUCCAUUACUGUGGAGGUCUGAAUUUUGCUACCAAGAAUUUAUUCAGAGCAACUCUGUUCCGUAAAAUCGGUUACUUGAAGCCUGCUAUGCCUCUGCCUGAUGAAGAUCACACCCUGACCAAGAGCGAGUCUUAUGAAUGGGAUCCCACUAUUGGAAAUCGGGUACAAUGCGUCAUAAUAGACGCGACGGCAUUAUCGUAUGUGGAUGCGCCAGGAAUCAAGACUCUGGUAGCAGUUCAGAAGGAGCUAGCCUCCAGUAAUAUAAUUGUUCUACUAGCUGGUGCCAACGGUCCAGUUUUAGAAAUGAUAGAGAAAUACAAUUCGUUGGAGUCAGAUAGACUCCAACUCGACACUUUUCCGACUGUUCACGAUGCAGUGGUUUAUUAUAAACUCACUGAGGCGAAGAAACACGAAGUCUCGGUGACUAUGACUGCGUGA
This is a messenger RNA of Diatraea saccharalis (sugarcane borer), 699 nucleotides long. Lineage: Eukaryota; Metazoa; Arthropoda; Insecta; Lepidoptera; Crambidae. The record is from the annotation of a GenBank genome assembly.